This is a messenger RNA of Penicillium brasilianum, 2405 nucleotides long. NCBI's taxonomy places the organism in Eukaryota, Fungi, Ascomycota, Eurotiomycetes, Eurotiales, Aspergillaceae. The record is from the annotation of a GenBank genome assembly.
CGCCGUCGAACCAUUUACACACAAGAUGAGAACUCGGCACCUUUUCCAUUUUUGCGAGAAAUUCGACUUCCUACGCUGAAUGUGCUGACUUUUUUUUCUAUGUAAAUCCCAAUGUGUGGGUCGGUAAGACCUGGCCGCCGAGGAAAGAAUUGGGCAAGGCGAGGCGAGCUCGUAUUCUAAGCAGCCUGCAGGAAUUCCACAAGUACGCACUUCCAUUGGUGCAAUGAAUGCUGGUUCGCACUGGGAAGACUUCCGAUCGACAAUUUUUACUUCAUCGAUCAUGUACAAGCGUGGCGUAUCCGUAGGUAGAUGAACCACUGAUCUGGUGGAUCUCUAUCCCAUCUCUGUGAAUGGCAAUUGUACCGAGAAGUGAUCAGUCUUACAUAUUCAGCCCCAGGGGGAAAUCCUUGCCUUGUCUUCUACCUUCUAGAACUCCCUGGGGCACGACGUCGAGUUAUUUUUUGUCCUCCUCCAAUUUGCUUUUAGCUAUGGACCUUGAGGGAGCAUCCGUCACACAAGAGCUCCCUCCCACGGGAGACCAAUGCGAUGUCCAACCUUUCCUAGACGAAUAUGGCUUGGAAUACACCCCGGACGGACAGUUCAUCCGCUGGUCAUGUUUGAACAAAGAGCACCCUCGAAAUUGGCCGGCGUCACGCAAGAUCUACGAUACCGGGUUAAUCAUUUUCUUGGAUCUCUUCACGACAUCUGUUAGCACUGCUGGGAGUGCGGCGGCAGAUCAUGCUCGUGAUGAAUUUGGACUCAGUAAGACACUGGCUGUCUUCCUUUUUGUCUCCCUUUCUCUACUCGGCCAAAUGAUCGGUGGUAGUAUUUUUCCUGCUUGUUCCGAAGCAUUCGGUCGAAAGAAGCUUUACAUUGUCAGCACCGGCCUAUUCAGCCUCUUUUGCCUAAUCGGAGGCGUCGUCCCUUCAAUUGCCGCUGUCGCGAUCGGUCGUUUCUUCUCCGGCUUCCUUUCCGCGAUACCAGCAGUCGUUGUCGCCGGCAGCAUUGAAGAUAUGUACAAUGCCAAAGAUCGGGUGUGGUUCAUUUUUCUGUGGGCCGUUGUUGCAAAUAUGGGCCUCGCAUUAGGACCCAUAAUGAGCAUCUAUAUUAUAGCCCACCUGAGCUGGCGAUGGGUAUUCCGGAUCUCCGCAAUUGUUACCGCCAUCAUCACGCUGCUCCUCUUCGGGAUCCGCGAAUCGCGCCCAUCUUCGGUUCUGGAAAAGCAGGUUGCAAAAUUACGCCGAGAAAGUGGCAUCCCGAACCUCAAAGCAUUGAACCCAGACCACACCCCGGAUCUGAAGACCUUUGUCCGCCUUAGUCUCUUCCGUCCGAUUCACCUCUUUUUCACGGAGCCCAUAGUUUUCGUUGUCGCAACCAUGAGCGCAGUGGCAUUUGCAUUGAUAUACCUGUUUACGGAAGCGUUACCACCGAUUUACAUGUCAAUGGGGUUCUCAACGACAUCCUCCUAUCUACCCUUUCUGGCGAUCUGCAUCGGGAUAUUGUUUGGGCUACUUACCCGGAUAGUAGACCACCGGAUCAUCGUAAGAUAUCAAGAACAGGGCAUUCCGCUCGAGCCAGAACACAAACUCCUCGGGUUUUCCGUUGGCGCACCCAUUCUCGCCCUAGGUCUAUGGUGGUUUUCAUGGACCAUUCCACCGACAGUGCACGUCCACUGGCUUAUCUCCACAGCCGCACUCAUUCUCAUUGGGUACGCCGUCAACGAAUUCGAUUCUGUCUUGGCGGGUUAUCUAGCCGAUAGCUAUUUGGGCUACGCAGCCAGUGGCUUCGCUGCAGUUCAACUCCUCCGCUCCUCGAUGUCGGCUGCUUUUCCCUUAUUUGCGAUAGAUAUGUUCGAUUCAUUAGGUGCGAAUGUGGCGUCGUCGAUUUUGGCUGCUCUCGCAACUUUUUUCUGUAUCGUUCCGCCGCUGUUUAACAGGCAUGGAAGACGGAUUCGAGGUCUUAGCAAGUUUGCUAAGCAUAGCUUGCAGGUCUAUCAGGAGAAUGGAGUUGACAAGCAUGGAUAUUGAAAUCCUUGCUGAUGGUGUUGAUCAUUGUACGUGAAUACAGCGCAUGGACGAAUGGUAGCCUGUCACUACCAAGCCACUGGUUAUCCGGGAACUCACAUCAUCUUGUCAGCGUCGGUGUUAAAACCACCAAGUAUUGGCACACAAGGAUAAUUCAAGCAUGCCUCGAAUCCACCUCGAGUACAGAAAUACUUCUGAUUAUACCAGAUGACGGCCCCCCACCUCAUACACCUAUACUAUAUCGACAUGAGUGCAGCAUGUUCGACAAGAGGAAUGGCGAGAUUCUGCUACACCCUACAGCGGAUGUGGAUCUACAGAGGGCCAAAAAAUAUCAAAGCAAGAGAUAACAGAAGAGUAUAGAGUAAAUAUAAAAGAAUUGAG